This is a messenger RNA of Penicillium pulvis, 1653 nucleotides long. RefSeq lists its product as uncharacterized. The transcript is spliced from 3 exons. NCBI's taxonomy places the organism in Eukaryota, Fungi, Ascomycota, Eurotiomycetes, Eurotiales, Aspergillaceae. The record is from RefSeq and is a predicted model, not a curated record. Bases 1 to 1653 code for a protein of 550 amino acids.
AUGUCACAAAAGGUUGCAGAUAGCCUGGUGACGAUUUCUCAAAUACCUUGCCCUAGUGAGAUUCACGGUGGAGAGAGACUGGACAGAGCACAGGUCAAGGGUUUCUGGCAAGCGUUUUUCACAUCGAGACAAGCCAGUGAUCGCGAGAUGGAUCACAGACUGGAGUACCUGUUCUGGCGAAUAUGGAGCAGCAAAGAUCUCUUGGACCACAUCAAUAUGAAAUACCUGGAUUGGUUGGUGUCUCGUAUCAUGGCUUCUGAGCCCCUCGUUCCAUCAGCAUGGGCAGCCCAUGAGCAAACUAGUUUUUCACUCCCGCUUUCUAGCACAGCAACCUCUCUCCACGCUGUACCCCAGCCUGAAUCCAGAUCCAUGCCCCAGAACGAGGUUUCCGGGCCUGAAGGCGAGGCUCCGGAGUCUGCAACUCUACACCCGAUACUCAAAAAGUCCAAUACUUCCCACGAUGAGCCGCCAAAAAAGACUCGCCUCGUCAUCGAGCAGCCUGGUAUUGGAAGUAUUACCCGCAGCCCAUCCAACCCACCCACGCCAAGCGUGGUAGAGCCAAAAGACAACAUGCUUGACCAAAUGGUGCCAAAGAAAACAUCACUUACCGCCCCGCCACGUUCCUCACGAGGUGGCAAACGUCGACCACUCGUGGUUGGACGCCGCAAGUCAUCGCAAGCAGCCAUCCCCAAGCCUUCAUUAACCAACAAGAAACAAAAUGCAGGUACCAAAGCCUCCGGGGCAAUGGAGGAGAUCUUCGAUGCGGACGAUGACAUGAUUUCAGAACCGUCCACUCCAAAGAGCACUGAGCGCAAGACCCGCGACGCGACGUGGGCUGAUCUUGACCAUGACCAACCCUUCAUCGAUUACCCAGUCACCCUCACCCCUGCAGCAGCCAGUGUUUUGACAGACGGAAAACACCCUGCUAGUACACCCACCAUCACCAUUACCCCUGCCGGCGUACUCCCGAUGUCCGGUUCAUCGGACUCCAUGAAACCCCAAAGAAUCCAGACAGUUAGUGAUGAAGCCCAAUUUAACCAACAGACCAAGGACAGCCAGACUGAACCCCAGGACAUCAGUUCAUCUGAAGACAGAUUCGAUUUUCACGACAGAAUGCCCGUACAGGGAACCCUCGUUCCCGGCUUCACAGAUGCGUACCGAAUCCCUAUGCCCGAAAAAAUGAUGGAUGAACUUUUGGCCAUUAUCAGAGAUGACACGCCUCUGGACGGGCCUAUCCGUACCCCGGAUCGCCCACUGCAUCUCUUUGACCAUGCGUGGCACCCACUCCCGCAACCCAAUUACCUCUUCGACUUCAUGAUCGAGGGUUCCCAUGCCGCCAAGCCGCGGCCGCCGCAAGAACCGCUGGUCUCUAAGAACUUUCGAAAGGAGUGGAAUGACAUUGUUGCGGAGGAGAAUCGGGCUAUUGCGGAGCGAAAGGCGAUGACGGUUGAGGCACAGGAGUCUUUGUCUUUCAUCCAGCAAGGUCGUGAGUACCGAGAGACCGAAGAAGACUGCGAUGACUGGCAGAUUUCUCAGGAGCUUCAGCCUCUGGAGUUGCAGUCGCAAGAGACAGGGGAGCAGUCGGGUCAUUACUCAGAUAGUGAUGAUUCACAGAUUCUUCGGGAGCUGCAGACUGAGCUUCCGUCUCGUUAG